Rhea pennata is the source of this 4463-nucleotide messenger RNA. RefSeq names its product ubiquitin specific peptidase 3 (gene USP3). The record is from RefSeq and is a predicted model, not a curated record. Gene Ontology annotation, cellular component: nucleus; cytoplasm. Gene Ontology annotation, biological process: protein deubiquitination. Gene Ontology annotation, molecular function: zinc ion binding; cysteine-type deubiquitinase activity. The transcript has 15 exons. NCBI's taxonomy places the organism in Eukaryota, Metazoa, Chordata, Aves, Rheiformes, Rheidae. Bases 281 to 1843 code for a protein of 520 amino acids.
GCGCCGCCUCGCCCGGACGGGAAGCCGGCGGCAGCGGCGCGCGGAAAGCGCGGCGGGAGGAUCCGCGGACGGGAAGGCGGCUCCUCGGAAGGCCCAGCGGGCGGAAGGAGGAGGGGGUGCGGGAGCCGCGUGGGCGCGGACGGGAGGGCGGCUGCCCGCAAAGCCCGGCGCGCGGAUCCCGCCGUUGGCCCUAAGAUGGCUGUUGCGCGCGGGGCGCCGCUGCUGUAGCGCCGCGAGGAGCCGCCCGCCCGCCCGCCCGGCCCGGCCCGGCCCCGCCGCCAUGGAGUGCCCGCACCUCGGCUCCAGCGUCUGCAUCGCCCCCGACUCGGCCAAGUUCCCGCAGGGCUCGCCCUCCUCCUGGUGCUGCAGCGUGUGCCGGUCAAAUAAAAGUCCAUGGGUCUGUCUGACGUGUUCAAGUGUUCAUUGUGGAAGAUAUGUGAACGGCCAUGCAAAAAAACAUUAUGAAGAUGCACAGAUUCCUAUGACCAACCAUAAGAAAACAGAAAAACAAGAGAAAGUUCAACAUACUGUGUGUAUGGAUUGCAGUAGUUACAGUACAUACUGUUAUCGUUGUGAUGAUUUUGUUGUCAACGAUACCAAGAUGGGCCUGGUACAGAAAGUCAGAGAGCAUCUACAGAACUUGGAAAAUUCAGCCUUUACAUCAGACAGACAUAGGAAAAGAAAACUAUUGGAAAACUCAUCUCUGAACAGCAAGUUAUUAAAAGUAAAUGGAAGCACCACUGCCCUUUGUGCCACCGGCCUCCGGAACCUGGGGAAUACGUGUUUCAUGAACGCGAUCCUUCAGUCGCUGAGUAACAUUCAGCAGUUUUGCUGUUACUUCAAAGAGUUGCCCGCUGUGGAGCUGCGGAAUGGGAAGACAGCAGGCAGGAGAACUUACCAUACCAGGAGCCAGGGGGAUAAUAAUGUGUCAUUGGUGGAAGAAUUCAGAAAGACGCUGUGUGCUCUAUGGCAAGGAAGCCAAACUGCAUUUAGUCCAGAGUCUUUAUUUUAUGUGGUUUGGAAAAUAAUGCCAAAUUUUAGGGGAUACCAGCAACAGGAUGCCCACGAGUUCAUGCGUUACCUUUUGGACCAUCUACACCUGGAACUCCAGGGAGGCUUCAAUGGUGUUUCACGUUCAGUAAUCUUGCAAGAAAAUACUGGCCUGUCUGCAAGCAACAAAUGUUGCAUAAAUGGAGCUUCUACUGUUGUCACAGCAAUUUUUGGAGGCAUUCUUCAAAAUGAAGUCAACUGCCUAAUAUGUGGGACUGAAUCUAGAAAGUUUGACCCAUUCCUAGACCUUUCACUAGAUAUUCCAAGUCAGUUCAGAAAUAAACGUACUAAAAAUCAAGAAAAUGGACCAAUGUGCACGCUACGAGACUGUCUUCGCAGUUUUACAGACCUGGAAGAACUUGAUGAGACAGAGCUCUAUAUGUGCCACAAAUGCAAAAAAAAACAGAAAUCCACCAAAAAAUUCUGGAUUCAGAAACUACCAAAGGUGCUAUGCUUACACUUGAAACGAUUUCACUGGACAGCAUAUCUGAGAAACAAGGUUGAUACGUACGUUGAGUUUCCACUACGAGGCCUAGACAUGAAAUGCUAUUUGUUAGAGCCAGAAAACAGCGGCCCAGAAAGCUGCCUGUAUGACCUUGCAGCUGUUGUUGUGCAUCAUGGUUCAGGUGUUGGCUCUGGACAUUACACUGCAUAUGCAACGCACGAAGGUCGUUGGUUCCAUUUCAACGACAGUACUGUAACUCUGACCGACGAGGAGACUGUGGUAAAGGCAAAAGCCUACAUCCUCUUCUACGUGGAACGGCAAGCCAAAUCUGGAUCAGACAAACUUUAAUACCUCCUUCUAAUUCUCACUUACCAAGUCCACCGGAUAAAACAUUUCCAUUUCUCCAUAAAUACUUGAUCCAAGACUAUUAAUUUCAUUGUGCACUUUUCAAUUUCCUCUUGUGGGUUUUAGUUUUGUUGUGUCAAUGGUAGCAUUUGACUUACUGAACUUGGACACAAACUAACUUUUUUUUUAGUUAUACCAGAAAACCUCAGCAGAUUUUGAUUUGCUGCUUUAGUUGUGAUAACUCAAUUUUUAUAUAUAUAGUUUAAUGAAAUACUUAGUUAUUUGACUUUUUUUACAUUAAUGUUUUCAGUUCUCACUUUCUAAAGGCACAUUUACAUCAGAGAAGCUUUCUGUCCUCCUUGCAAGCAAGAUAAAUGUGCUCCUGAUUAUGAAGAGCAAUACAACCUCAUGCUGCUCUCACAGCUGUUAUGUAGAUAUGAUUUAAUCUCUUUAAAUCAAGGAAUUAUUUGCACAUAAUAUUUUCCCUUGUGCAAGAAACCAAGCAGUGACCUCUGAGCAAUCAUUCAUUAUCUGCAGAAGAGAUGAGAGACAGCAUCAUUAAAUAGACCAGGUAAUUGCUGCUAUUGGUGUGUAUUCAGGCUGCUGACGUUCAGGAAUCAUUGUAAAUAAAUAGUUGGUUCAGUUGUAUCUAUACUGCAAUUAAUUCAAGUGUUCCUCACAUGCUCUUCCUUUCCCCCCCCCUCAAUUUUUUUAAUUAAUUAUUUUAAAAAUAUAUACAUGUCUUAAUUGUGUUGGGAUUUUUUUUUUAUGAACCUGAAUUGCCAGAGCCAUCUUUGUUUCAGAUUUUAAUCCUGAAAUUUGAUCAUAAACAAUUACUUGCUUUAAAACUUAACUUAAAGACUUCCUGGCACUGGGGCCCCAGCCCUCUUUUGUGGUGGAAUGGGGGAACACAGCCCCAAAGCCUAGAGUUUUGAGAAAACACGCUUAAGUCGAAAUACAGUGCCUGUCCAUCUUCAAUGCCCACAGUUUGCUUAAAACUGAAAGGAACUUUAUGUAAUUCAAGGUGCUCUGUGUGACUUUUGCUGUCGCAGUUGAAAUACAAACUGUAAAGGGAAGAUACUCGUUUUCAUACCUGUAAGAUCUUACUGCACGCCUGUCUGAUGGGAGCUGUUCAGCCAAAAAAGUCCUGUUGAAUGGAACAGCAAAAUACUCACUAGCCCAGCCAUGGGUUUUGUUUGUUUUUGAGUUGUUUUGUUGUUGUUGUUUUUUUCCUUUUUAAUAGUCUCUGGACUUACUUACUUAAACUGGAGGUAUGAUAUGAUUUCUUAAACCUGUCUAUGUAAUAGAAAAAUUUCAGUUUGCAGUUAGAUUUUAACUGUAUUGGUCACAUUCUGGGUAGUAGAAGUCAAACCCUCUCCGUCAAUGAGAUUUAAGAGGACAGGAGAACCUAUGUUGCAAAAUCUAGGUGUCCAGAAAAAUCUGAAAUUUGACCAAUGUGACUGCUCUUUUUUUUUUUUUUUUUUUCCUUCCCUUACACCUCUUCCCCCUGCCCUUGCUCCCACAAGCCAGCCCCUGUGUGCCUAGCCAGUAACUAGACAUCCUGCACUCUCAAAAGCUUGGUGAUAAGAGUAGAACAAACUUCACGUAGGCUUAUUAGAACCAAACAGCAUCUUUUUGCUAACAAAAGUACAAAGUACAAAGUAUGUAUUGUAUGUUGUUUUGAUAACAAAGUACAACAUAGUUGUUGGAAAACACGUAAUAAUUCAAGAAAAAUGUGAUGAUUACCCUUUCUUAGCUAAUGUUUCUAAAGGACAUAUAUACGUGCAUAGUAAAAGUAGCCCUAAAAAUUGUACCAUAGCUCAACUUGAUACACAUUUGAGUAAAUACUGAUCCCCCUGUUGUGGGGAUACCUGCUAGCUGAAAUCAAAAACACAAUCAAUCAGAUAUUUUUUGUGGCUUUUUCACUCCCCCUUAAACCAGGGGGAGACACUGGCUUUAUGUAAAAAAGUGCAGAAAAUAGUCAGCAUUGCUAAUUGUGUAUGAAUAGGUAAACUAUACACUAGCUAAAAACCUAUUGUGAUUAUUAUCACAAUAUUAUAUGUCUACGUUGUGACAUUAUAUAUUAUAUACAUACAUACACACACAGAUGUCUCUUUUUUUUUUUUUUGUUUUCCCUAAGUAAGUAAGUAAUAAGCUGAAUUAAUAGAACUAUUCAUUGUUUUAAAUUGUAGACAGCUUGUCACCUAGUUUUCCAGUUUCUUGCAGCCAGAACCUUUGUUCCAUCAGAACAGUUAGUGGUUAUCACUGCUGCAUGCAGAAGAAGGUGUGCGACAGACUUCAUCAGUGUAUGGGGCAAGGGAAGUAUCUUUUAACACAUUUCUACCUUGAAGGGCAGCCCUGCUGCUCACAUUUGGGGCAAUUAAAUAGUUCCAGCUCUGUUUGCAUUCUGUCUGUAUGCUGCUUCAAUUGGAUUGCUUUAGAAUUUUAGUUUAGGGGAAUAUAAGAAGUAUUAAAAUACACAACUAGCCAUGGCCACAAACAGUUUAACUUGCAGUAGUCAAGCAGAUUCCAGCCUUGCAAACCAGUGAUGUAAAUGUGCCUUUGUUUGUUUAGAAACUUUAAAUUUGUAAGCUUCAUCAACAUUCACUUAUUUUAAACAGCU